Molecule: messenger RNA, 1247 nt
Organism: Bubalus bubalis (water buffalo)
Lineage: Eukaryota; Metazoa; Chordata; Mammalia; Artiodactyla; Bovidae
Gene: ETFRF1
Product: electron transfer flavoprotein regulatory factor 1
Exons: 3
Coding region: 299-565 (88 amino acids)
Biological process (GO): respiratory electron transport chain
Cellular component (GO): mitochondrion
Source: RefSeq, a predicted model, not a curated record
GUAUGCUUCAGUCUGGAGGCGGUAUGCUCUGGGCGAAGACCAACAGGUGUAGGAAAAGGGUUGUGUGCGUCUUCCGACGUUGACAGCCCCUCUCCGUUUCCCUAGAUUUGCUGGGGCGAAUCUUUCUUUGCGGAUUUCGAGAAGGAAGGGGGCCGCCGGCUACGCGGUCAAGUGGCUGACACCGGGUCGGCUUCCUGGGCCGCCACCGCUUAGACCAGCGAGGGGCCGGGCUCGAUUGGCAGUUUAGAAAAAGAGGUAUAUUACAUAUAAAAGUGGAUAUUUUCCAUGAUAAGUGAAAAUGGCCAAUCCUUUAAGAGGAGAAGUAUUGAAUCUUUAUAAGAAUCUGCUGUAUCUUGGACGAGACUAUCCAAAAGGAGCAGACUAUUUCAAAAGGCGUCUGAAGAAUGUUUUCCUUAAAAACAAAGAUGUGAAGGACCCAGAGAAGAUCAAAGAACUUAUUGAAAGGGGCAAAUUUGUAAUGAAAGAACUAGAAGCAUUAUACUUCCUUAGGAAAUACAGAGCUAUGAAACAACGCUAUUACUCAGAUACCAACAAAACUAAAUGAUCAGUAUUACUAUCAUUUGACUGAAGAUCAGUGCCAGCUGUUUAUGUACCAGCUAUGACAAAAAUAACUUUAAAGUGUCAAGAUAUACACUGUGUUAAAAAUACCUGAGCUGCCUUACUGAACUAAAACAGGUUUCAACUUCUAUUGCUUUAUCAGCAACCUUUAUGCUCAAUUUUUAUAUAACAAUUAACUGUUAAAUGUCAAUUUUAUAGUAAUUUAGCUAUAUAAUAUUGCCAACUACUUAUUAAAAAUUGAUGAGCACCCAAUUUCGAAUGAAAACAUAAUGUACUUAAGUUUUAGUGAAAAAUUUGCCAAUUAUUCUUAGCUCAUUUCUGCAUUUUACUGAAAAGAGAAUGCCAUUUAACACUUAAGCAGAAUAAUUUCUUGCAAGUUUAUUUCCCUUAACUUUUAAAGGAGCUCAUUUUUGACCCCAUGUGAAACGCCAAGAGCACAUAUCCAGUGUUCGCUGUGAAAGAAGCAGCGUCUGGUAAUGGUCUAAGUGCAGUUAGUAGAAAUAAUAUGUGUAGAGUUAAGAACUUGAAACAGCCUACCAGUGACUGGCAUUACAUAAUAUGCCUAUUUAAUUAUUUCCGGUAUUAAUUUUGCAAUUGGAUGCCUUUGGGCCUUAAAACAAAUCACCUGUUGUAUAUCAAUACCUUCUUCAAUAAAAAGUAAUGAUUUA